This is a messenger RNA of Ectocarpus siliculosus, 3771 nucleotides long. NCBI's taxonomy places the organism in Eukaryota, Phaeophyceae, Ectocarpales, Ectocarpaceae. The record is from the annotation of a GenBank genome assembly.
AUGAAAGCGUCUAGGGCAAGCCCCGAGCUCGUGCUGAAAGUUUUGCUGGUCGGAGCUCCGAAGGCGGGGAAGACGUCCUUGGUGAGACGAAUGUGCGACAAGGCUUUCCGAGAGGACUACGUGCAGACCUUGGGUUUCGACGUCACCGUGGUCCCCUACGGUACAUACCAGGGACGGCCGGUGAAGCUCCACCUCUGGGACGUAGCCGGGUCGCAGCUUACGGCGCAGCCCUGUCAUCACGGACUUAUUGGGCAGGGUGCAGAGGGGGUGCUGUACGUGAUGGACGUGACAAGCAGGGAGAGCCUACAGGCGGUCGACGACUGGGACCAAGCGCUUUCUAAAUUCUAUCCCCCGUGGACAUGCAAGCUCUUGGUUGGACACAAAGCCGACCUCCCAGCCUACGUGGUGAACGACGAGGCGCUAUCGCUCUACGUGGCCGGCGCGAGCGGCUUCAGGGGGUGGUGCCUCACUGUGGGGAGCUCGGAGUACGGGGACUAUGACGUCGCCGCCAGGCGGGGGGGAGGAAGCGGUGCCACAGCACACGGGGCUCGACACAAGGGCCAGAGCCUUAGCGGCGAGAAGCAACUCUCUGUGUCGGAAGCCGUGCGAACUCUGCUUGGGCACGUCUUCCGAUCGGGGGGGGCGGCACGGGGUGCCAGUCGACCGGCGGGGGUGCUUGGCCUAGGAGCCAGUGCGGGGAGAGCGACACCGCUCCCCUCCGACCACCUCCAAGACGCCCUUGAGACCAUGGAACUCCUCGGGCUAGGGGGUAAGGGGACACCCCCCGUCCAAGAUGAGAACAGCAAGGAUGGCUAUACGAAAGAAUAUUCUGGUGGUCGGCAGUGCGCAGAUUGGCCUGAAAAAGAACGAUCCGAAGAUGGGUCCAAGGGGCGGUCAGUAGAGAUGCGUUCUGAAGGUUUGGGGCCGUUGUUGGAGCGGGGCAGGGGGCCGGACCCAAGCUGGGGGCAAGGGGUUCCGGGGGAUGGUUUGGCCGUGGCGACUGUUGGUGAUGACGACGCAAACGGCGGUGACCCUGGUUGGCGACACUUUGCGGGGCGGAUGGGACGAGAAGAAGCCGAAGCACUGCUCAGCGGACGACCGGACGGCACGUUUUUCUUGCGCCGCAAGGGUCCGUCGCUCCUUGUCCUGACUUACGUCGCCUCUGCCAAGCGGCCGAAUAGCAACGCGACCACACCAACCAAUGGUGCGAGAAACCGGAAGAGUUACCCCUCGAGCCGAUCGCCGCGGAUGCGAGACAUGCUCGGGAGUCCUCAGGGAGAGAAGCUCGGAAAAGGUGGUCUUUCUUUGGAGAGGGUUAGAGACGGCCUCGCCGGCAGCACGUUGGUCCAGCAUGCUCUUUUGGUGCACGAGGGAGGAUUUUUCAGCGACGAAAAGGGCCGGCUGGGCCGCUUCUCCACCCUCGAGGAACUCCUCAAGUCCAAGAUCAGCGCCAUUGCGCGCCACCCGUUGAGUUUCCGCCGGGAGCGGGAUGGGUACGUGCUGAUCGACGAAGACAACCCUGCGGCUCUCUCCCACGAGCCGGCCCCUUCUACGGCAUCUACGGACUUGUCGCCGUCCACGAAUCAUUUCGCUAGGGCCGACAAGGCCGCCUCCGCACACGACCGAAUCAUUCGCGGCAACCCGGCGUCCUCCCUUGCUCCUACCGCCAACGGCAACCUCUUCGGACCCGGCAGUAGCAGGCUCGGGGCAGCGGCGGUGGAUGCCGGAAGUAGCCCUCCUUCUUCGCCGCCGGUGUCGUCGUUGUCGCCGCACGCGGGCAACGCGGGCGCCGAGAACCCUUUCGACAAGGCGCUCCGAAGGCGCCGCCCAAACACCACCGCGGGAAGCGAUUCAACAACUGCCGUUUCGCGCCGCGUCACCGGCGACUGGACCGACAACAGGGUCCCCAGCCGCGGCAAGCCGAACGCACGGCAGGGAGGGUCGGUCGCGAACAGCGGCGCCGGUUCGUCUUCGGCGGGGGGCUCCCUUUGGAUGGAGGCGGCGGCGGCCGCGGUCGAACAAUCUGGGCCGGCGGCAGUGGUGGUGGUUCCAUCGAGAAAUGUAACGGGCGUGAGCAACGUGUCAGGGCCGCCCCACGGCGACUCGUUGUCCUCAGAUGGCGGGACUGCCGUGGUUUCGGGAAGCUUUCGCGGGACGGGUGGGGCGGAACCGCUUCUGGACAGCCGUGGCAGUGCCGCGGCGGGACGGGGGGGGUCUAUGAAAUGGUCCGGUUCUGCCGUGGAUGACGCCGGCGCUCGUGGCAGCAUGUCUUCACCUUCUUCGAUCUUUUCGGAUGUUCGAGGCCCCUCUUUACAUCAGCAGCAACACCAGCCCAGAAUGAAAAGAAGCGGUAGCGGUAGGAGAGACACGACGUCAGCGAUGGCCGAAGCGGCGGAAGCAGCGGCGGUGAUGGCGGCCGCGAGAGGCCACCCGGACGUCCGGCAAGUAGAGGAGCGAACGCGGUCGGCUCAAGCCGGCGUCGAUCGCGCCGCGGCGGUCCUCGAGCAGCGGCUCCGCCCGCUCGUGGUACGAAAAACGCCGAUGCAUUCCCCGCUCCAACGCUCUCCCCGACACUCCCAGACAUCUUCGUCAUCAUCUACCGACUUCCGGGGGUUCCGCAGAUCGUCGCCGCCUACCUCUUCCUUUUCGUCCUCCCGCGACGUUUCUCCGAGGUCUCUCGACCUGUCUUCGGCGCCGUUUCUUGGCAGAGAGCCGCAGCAAAGGUGGGCAGCCGCCGCUCCCGAGGGGUCUGCCACGGCCCCAUUAGCGGCGGCGGCCGCCUUGUUGAUGGAACGUGCUUGUGCAUGCCGCCAGGAGCUGGCCGUGUCGUCUCACGAGCUCAACGAGCGCGCCGUCGCCCUCGCCGUGGCGGAGACCACGAGCCCCGCUGCUGGAAGUCUCGCCGCAGCAACGAGUGAUAGAGCUAGAGGCGUCGGUACUCGCGGUGGUGGUGGUGGUGGUAGUGGGUUGUCGGCUUCCGAGAGCUCGGCGGUGGCCGUUGGUCCUUCGAACGAGGGAAGCGGCAGUCCCCUCUCACCUUCACGAUCGUUCCUCCGCGCGGAUAGGGCGGAUAGCCGACAGCGUUUCUUAAUUCCCGCUGGUGUUGUCGGGGGGGACGGCAACCGUAGCGGGAACGAAAUUACCUUGGGGGGGAUUAAAGGAAACGCCCCCCCUACCACGUUAUCCGCCCCCCCCCAAGGCCGGCAGACAGCGGUGGGAGGAACGGAGGCAGCUGUGACCACCGCUGCACCGGCAGGACCGGAUGGUGGGCUUGUGGGCAUGUCUUGUUGCGUCGACUUCGAGCGAAUCCUGGGUUACCACGAGGCCGACAACGCCGCGCCGGGAGAACGCUCGCCGUUUGUCGGCGAUCGUGACCGCGAGGCCGCCGCGGCCGCCUCGUCGGCGUUUCGGGUGGAUGCGUACCCGGACAGAGGGAGGCGUUUGUCUGACAGCAGCAUGGUCGCGGAGCGCUCCUUCUCCGGCUCGAACCAGCUUGGCGGGGGAAGCGUGGCCGGCGGCCUGGCUCCCCGUGAGCCACGGGACCAGGGAAACCUGCUACGGAUCAUGGUUGGCACUGGUGCGUCGGCCCUCGGCGUUGACGCAGACGAGUGGGGAACAGUGUUUCGAGAUCUCGAGAUCGCGGAGGAGCGCGGUCGGGAGUUUGUGGACGUCUGGGAAGCGGCGGGGGGCGCAUUGAAGGACGCCUGCGAUGAUUUGGCUUUCGAAGAGGAUGAUGGCCGUGGACUCGCUGGGGGGCUUCUCUCCCAGUGA